Messenger RNA from Macrobrachium nipponense, 384 nucleotides. Its product is annotated as large ribosomal subunit protein eL22-like. Bases 1 to 384 code for a protein of 127 amino acids. The transcript has a single exon. Lineage: Eukaryota; Metazoa; Arthropoda; Malacostraca; Decapoda; Palaemonidae. The record is from RefSeq and is a predicted model, not a curated record.
AUGUUGCUGGGUGCUGCCCCGUCUCCUGCUGUACCUGCCCUGUCUGCCGUACCUGCCGUACCUGCUGCUGCUGCUGUUCCUGCUGUUCAUACACCUGCCGACGUCGUUCCAGCCUGCGGUGUUGCUACCCCAGACGCUGGUCCUUCCGGACAGGUGCAGCCGGGCCGUGUUGCUUCGGCAACAGCAGCCCCGGCUCCAUCCUGGAUGGAGGACUUGACGCCUGUCCUGAGGGAGCCGACAAAGAAGAAGAAGAAGAGGAAGGUGUCGUCUUCGUCUUCGUCGUCGACUGCUGCCGCCUCUUCCCCUUCGACUCCCAAGGCUUCCAAGCCGAGGAAGAAGAAGGCUGCCUCCUUCCCCCCUAAGAAGGCUCCUUCAGGAACUUAG